Penicillium canariense is the source of this 3279-nucleotide messenger RNA. RefSeq names its product alpha-mannosidase. The record is from RefSeq and is a predicted model, not a curated record. NCBI's taxonomy places the organism in Eukaryota, Fungi, Ascomycota, Eurotiomycetes, Eurotiales, Aspergillaceae. Gene Ontology annotation, cellular component: fungal-type vacuole membrane. Gene Ontology annotation, biological process: mannose metabolic process; oligosaccharide catabolic process. The transcript is spliced from 3 exons. Gene Ontology annotation, molecular function: carbohydrate binding; alpha-mannosidase activity. Bases 1 to 3279 code for a protein of 1092 amino acids.
AUGUGCUCUAGUGAAAGCGAGGAAUGCUCCAUUCCGUAUCCCCUUCGUGCUUCGAGGCCGGUGGGUAAGCGGAUUGCACGCCUGGACAAAGAUCGCCUUGGGCAGCUCUAUUCCCCAGGACAAUGGGAGAAGGUCAAUCUUCUUGCAACGCUGAAUGAAGGCGUAUUCUCUGGGCCCCCGCACGUCAACCUCCACGUUUGGCAUGCUCCAAGGGACACGCGUCCUACUUUCAAGGAAGCCACAGAUCCCUCUAACCAGUACGAAGAAGCAAAUUUAGGCCAAGAAUUUGGUCCUUCUUGGUCUACCCACUGGUUCCAGGUCUAUCUCCAACUCCCCAAAGAGAUCUGUAGCAAAGAGCACGUCGAGUUGCACUGGGACUGCAACAAUGAAGCUACGGUUUGGACACAAGAUGGUAAGCCUCUUCAAGGUCUCACUGGCCGCGGAGAGCGUACGGAGUGGAUUAUUCCAGAUUCCUUCAAGGACGGACAGAAGCAUCUAAUUUUUGUUGAAAUGGCAUGCAAUGGCAUGUUUGGGAAUGGGCCUGGCAGGCCAAUCUUCAAGAACAACCCAGGCGGUGACUCAAUUCAACCUCCCGACCAGAAUAAAUAUUUUGCGUUGUCCAAGGCAGAAAUUGUGGUGGUGAACUGGGACGCAAGAAUGCUAUGCAUGGAUAUAAUGGCUAUCCACGAUGCCGCUGUCGAACUACCAGAGGAGAGUUGGCAACAACACAAAGCGUUGAGUGUGGGUACGAGGAUCAUCAACACUUUCCGGCUCGGCGAUAACGACUCGAUCAUCCGCUGUCGGAAGAUUGCCGAGGAAUUUAUUGGGCCCAAUACCGGCUCUAGCGACAUUUAUUCAGCUGACGACGAACAAAAUGUUGAUGUCUUCGCGGUUGGUCACUGCCAUAUAGAUACCUGUUGGUUGUGGCCCUGGGCAGAAACCAAGAGAAAGGUCGCUCGAUCAUGGCUCAACCAGUGCGACUUGAUGGACCGGUACCCCGAACUGACUUUUGCAUGUUCACAAGCUCAGCAAUUCCAGUGGCUAAAGGAGGACUAUCCCCAUGCCUGGGAGCGCGUGAAGGAAAAGGUUCUAUCGGGGCAGUUUCAACCAAUUGGUGGCUGUUGGGUUGAACAUGAUACUAAUAUUCCAAAUGGCGAAUCGCUGGUGCGGCAAUUCUUGUAUGGCCAGCGGUUCUUUGAGGCCAACUUUGGCUCUCGUAGCCGUGUUCUCUGGCUUCCAGAUUCCUUCGGGUUUUGUUCUCAGCUCCCACAAUUGUCCAGACAGGCUGGGAUGCCGCAUUUUUUGACACAGAAAAUAUGCUUCAACAACAUUAAUCAGUUCCCGCAUACUUCAUUCAACUGGGUGUCACUAGACGGAAGCCAGGUACUCUGCCAUAUGCCUCCCGUUCGCACUUACACCGCAGAGGGUACCGUUGCGGAUGUUCAGCGCUGCAUCACAAAUCAUCUUUCCAUGGACCAAGAUCACACGUCCCUGAUGGCAUUUGGAAAAGGCGACGGUGGGGGCGGUCCAACCUGGCAGCAUUUGGAACGGCUUAGACGAUGCCGUGGUAUAUCGGAUACAGUCGGUAUGCUACCUCGAGUCCAUGUGGGCAGUUCCGCCGACAAAUUCUUCGAGAAGCUGCAACGGAAGGCCGAUUCGCUCGCCACAUGGAAUGGUGAUUUGUACUUUGAACUGCAUCGUGGCACCUACACCACACAGUCGAACACUAAGCAAAACAACCGCAAAGCCGAGUUUUUGAUGCGAGAUAUUGAGCUUCUUGCUACAAUUGCAUCAAUAGCGAACAGGUCUUAUAAAUACCCAAAAGCAGAGAUUGACAGCCUGUGGCAGAAGAUCCUUCUUUGUCAGUUCCACGACUGCCUUCCGGGAACUGCAAUUCGAAUGUGCUACGAUGACUCGGAUCAAGUGUACGAACACGUUUUCAAAACGGGCGAGCUUGUUCUCCAAGCACUCUACCGGACUUUCAAUCUGGAGUUACCAUCCGAGUCCAGGCCCUUGGAGCAUCAGAACUCGGUUGCACUCAACACCCUUCCCUGGCACCGCAAGGAAAUUGUUGACUUCUUGGACACAUCUUGUGUACUGGCUUCGGGUACAGGAACCAUACUUGCCCUCGAAGAAAUCACACCAGUAUCGUCAGACAGACCCGUCACAGUUCAGGAGGUCUCCACUGGGGUUUUCAAGCUCCAGAAUGAAAAUUUAUCUGUCACGGUAGAGAGAGGUUGCAUCAUCUCUUUGUAUGACAAAAGGGCAGACCGCGAGGUAAUUCCUCAUGGCAGACAAGCGAACCGUUUUGUCCUAUUCGACGAUAAGCCGAUUUACUGGCAAGCCUGGGAUGUUGAGGUCUACCAUCUGGAUACGCGAGAGGAGCUCGCAAGCUCUACCACAUUCAUCACAGAAGACAACUACCAUCGCGUUGCCGUCUCGACUGAGACCAAGAUCAGCAAUGGAAGUUCUAUUCGACACACAAUUUCUUUGUCUGCAUCAUUCGAUGAAAGCACUCCGUCUUCUGUGGAAUGCACUGCAGAGAUCGACUGGCACGAGUCCAUGAAGUUCCUUAAAGUAGAAUUCCCGGUCGACAUUCGCAACACGGAAGCAGCAUACGAGACGCAAUAUGGAAUCAUCAAGCGGCCAACCCACUACAACACAUCGUGGGACAUGGCAAAAUUCGAGGUCUGUUGUCACAAAUUCGCAGACCUUUCUGAGCAUGGAUACGGCGUCUCGAUCCUCAACGACAGCAAGUACGGGUUCGCGACGGUCGGCAAUGUGAUGCGGCUGUCCCUCCUGCGUUCUCCGAAGGCCCCAGAUGAUACAGCUGACAUGGGUAAACACACCAUCCGAUGGGCUAUAAUGCCUCACCAAGGCAUAUUAGGCCCAAGUACUGUCCGUGCAGCGUUCAACUUCAACAAUCCUCUGAAGCUCCUCACAGCAACAUCGAAGACGGCCAUUUUGAACAAUUUCCCUGUCACGCUUGAGGGUGACGAGAGUCUCGUUCUGGAUACAAUCAAGCGCGGCGAGGAUGACGAGGAUAUUAGUACUGGAGAGCUGCCAAAACGAAAAGGACGAAGUGUCAUACUAAGAAUCUAUGAUUCUGUUGGUGGCCGGUCGCGGGGAACAGUAAGAACUGUGUGGAAUCUCAGGAGGGUCUACAAAACAAAUCUCUUGGAAGAUGAUGAAAAGGAGAUUCCUGUUGAAGAUAGCACCUUCCAUGUUGACCUGGGGCCUUUCCAAGUAGGGACAUAUCGACUCUGCUUGGAUGAUUAG